AUGCGUUUUUCGCCACAUCAUUUAUUUACGAGCGAGAUCACGCUCGCGUUAAUCCUCUUCUUGCUCAAGGACUCAUCCGUAGUAGUUGCGCAAGAAGGUGCCUCUGUCACUCCCACUGGAAAUACCAAUAGCAAGCCGUAUAAUUGCGACCCGGCAACUUGUCAGAUUGCCCACAACUGUCUUUGUGCAUCCAAAAACCCACCGAACAAUUUCUCACCACAAGAUACUCCUCAAUUUGUCACUGUUACGUUUGAUGACUCGAUCCAGCCUACGCUCAUUCAAACAGCGUAUGAUUUGCUAAACGUAACGUUUACGUCGAUGCAAUAUACCGACUUUUCACUUGUCCAGCAAUGGUAUUCUGCCGGUCAUGAGAUAGCAGACCAUACGUUCAACCAUGUUGGGGAUCCAUCAGAAAAUGAAAUAACGAGUUGUCGCACAAUGCUAAAUACAUAUGGCGGAGUGCCCAAUGGCAAAAUCCAAGGAUUCCGAGCACCGUUCCUGAACUUUACAGGCACAACACUGACUGUAUUGAAAAAACAAGGGUUUACAUACGAUUCGAGUGCAAGUGCGAUACCUGAUGAUGCGUACUGGCCGUAUACACUGGAUCAUGGUAUGGCCAACAACUGUUGGACGGGCGUAUGCGAUACGCAAAUCCCUGGAUUAUGGGAAAUUCCGAUGUAUGCAGUGCCUGACGCCACAGGCAUCCCCCAACUCAUGGAUGUCUAUAUGGCCGGGUCACCUCAGGACGUCACAAAAUGGAGCACAGAUGCAUUUGACAAGCAUUAUAACGGUGGCCGUCAGCCAUUUGGCAUCUACAUCCACCCAACCCAUUUGACCGGAUAUCCCGGUCUGCCGGAUCCAAAACCGAAACUGGAUGGUCUGAUUGCAUUUAUCAAGUCAAUAGCCGACAGGCCAGAUGUGUGGUUUGUCACUAAUCAACAACUACUGCAAUGGAUGAAGAAUCCGGUCAAAGCUUCAGAGUUGAAGAAUCAGUCCUUUUUAAAAUGCCAACAGCCUGUUAUCGCCAAGGAAAUAUGUAACGGGCUUGACGAUAAUGGCAAUGGUCAAAUCGAUGAAGAGUUGACCACUGUUUGUAACUUUGGAACAACCACGUUCAAGACAUGUUUUAAUUGUCCAAGCACUGCACCCACGCUAGAUAAUCCGACGCCAGAUCCAUCAGUUCAGAACGGAACGGCCGGGUAUCGUUAUCCAUUGCCGGAUAACUGCGAUACCCAAUGGUGGGAUCCUAUUGGAAACUCGUGUCUGUGUACGUCGUCGGAUUGCCAGUACAAAGAUACUGCAGUGCCAGUCAGUGACUCUGGUCAAAACGGUAAAGAUGGUGAAGGAAGCUCGGCCAGUGGCGCCGCUUCAACUCUUGGAGAAUCAUCCGCUUAUCUCAUUCUGGCCACUUCAAUUUAUGCUUGGCUAUAA
This is a messenger RNA of Zychaea mexicana, 1431 nucleotides long. RefSeq lists its product as uncharacterized. Gene Ontology annotation, biological process: carbohydrate metabolic process. The transcript has 7 exons. NCBI's taxonomy places the organism in Eukaryota, Fungi, Mucoromycota, Mucoromycetes, Mucorales, Lichtheimiaceae. The coding region runs from base 1 to 1431 and encodes 476 amino acids. Gene Ontology annotation, molecular function: hydrolase activity, acting on carbon-nitrogen (but not peptide) bonds. The record is from RefSeq and is a predicted model, not a curated record.